Porites evermanni is the source of this 438-nucleotide messenger RNA. NCBI's taxonomy places the organism in Eukaryota, Metazoa, Cnidaria, Anthozoa, Scleractinia, Poritidae. The record is from the annotation of a GenBank genome assembly.
AUGAAGAAAAAGAUAGACUUGGUUGAUGAAGAGCACGGGAGCGAGGAUGAAGAAAACGAAAUUUCUAAUGAUGAAAGCGACGAUGAAGAAUCAAGAAUAAAAAAUGUUUUGAGUCAUCUCUCCCAAGCGGUUUCGGUAAAGCGUGCUUCCGAAUUGCUGCAUAGUAUGGCCGCUUCCAAAGAUCUUUUAUUCUGGAUUCCCCGCGGACAAUUACUUCGAAAUAAACGUAUAAUUUCCGUCACAAACAUUGCCGUAUUACUUGAGUAUGUGUUACUACCUCAUAACAGUGACGUAACCAAACCUCGUGCACUGAAUACGUUCCUAGAUGGACUUGCGGAGUUAGGAAUCGAUAAGGGUUUAAUCAAGAACAAAAAGUUGCUAAGUGAUUUAAUAGAAAAAGAAAAAGACUAUCGAAAGACAUUCUGUGAAUGGCAAUGA